CCGAGCGGCGGGGCGGUGGUGGCGGGGUGGCCGUGCCCGCCCUCCCGUGCCGCCGCUCCCCUCACGCCGCCCGGCCAAGUUUAAACACCCCCCCAGACCUCUGUCGCCUGAUCGCAGCCUGAGUUCCGGGGAGUUGUGAGGGGCUGUGAUCUGGGUGAGGGACUGCCCGGUGAGGGGAGGCCGUCGGGCAAGGGGCGAGCGACUGCCGAAGGGGGACCCGGCGGGAACGCGCCCCGCCGCCGCCUAUGAGGGCGCCGCGGGGCCGGGCGAGCUAUGGACGGCGGCGGCGGGGCGCCGCCCGCCCUGGAGAAGAACGCGGCGGAGCUGACGGUUAUGGACGUCUACGACAUCGCCUCGGCCGUGGGGCAGGAGUUUGAGCGGGUGAUCGACCAGCAUGGCUGCGAGGCCAUCGCCCGCCUCAUGCCCAAGGUGGUGCGGGUGCUGGAGAUCCUGGAGGUGCUGGUCAGCCGUAACCACAUCAACCCCGAGAUGGAGGAGCUGCGCCUGGAGCUAGACCGCUUGCGCCUAGAGAGGAUGGACCGCAUCGAGAAGGAGCGAAAGCAUCAGAAGGAAUUAGAACUGGUGGAGGAUGUCUGGAGAGGGGAAGCACAGGACCUUCUUACUCAAAUUGCACAGCUGCAGGAGGAGAAUAAACAACUGAUGACAAACUUAUCUCACAAAGACAUUAAUUUCACAGAAGAGGAAUUUCAGAAGCAUGAAGGAAUGUCAGAGAGAGAGCGGCAAGUCAUGAAGAAGCUGAAGGAAGUGGUAGAUAAACAAAGGGAUGAAAUCAGAGCAAAGGACCGGGAACUUGGACUUAAAAAUGAAGAUGUAGAAGCUCUUCAGCAGCAGCAGAACAGGUUAAUGAAAAUUAACCACGAUCUGCGGCACCGAAUCACUGUUGUUGAAGCUCAAGGGAAGGCACUGAUUGAGCAGAAGGUGGAGUUGGAAGCCUAUCUACAAACCAAGGAGCAGGAGAUGGGCAACCUGCGAGCAGAGCUGGGGAAACUGAGAGAAAAGCUGCAGGGUGAGGACAGCCAAAAUGGGGAGGAAGUAAAGGCAGAACCAAAUAAUGAUGACUGCCUCUCAGAGUCAGAAAAGAUGGCAAUGGAUUUGAAAGAUCCAAAUCGCCCAAGAUUCACCUUGCAAGAGCUCCGAGAUGUCCUUCACGAGAGGAAUGAAUUGAAAUCUAAAGUGUUUUUACUUCAAGAGGAGCUUUUGUAUUACAAGAGUGAGGACACAGAAGAAGAAAUUAGACCUCCUCAACCUACACCCAUAAUUCAGUCCAAACCCUCAACCCAGCCUGAAUCUGGAAUCAAACGACUGUUUAGUUUCUUCUCUCGUGAUAAGAAACGUUUGCAGGCAUCACAGAAAAAUGUCCACUUCCAGGAUACUUUUGGAGAAUGGUCAAAUUCAAAUAAAGGUGACUCCUACACUGAACAAGGACAAGAAGCCCUGCAGCACCUGUGACUAAAACCUUGAGGCGUUCAGUUUAUCACAGUAGAUCUCGACACUCUAGUAACAAGAAGCUUCUAUAAACAAAUCUGGCAAGUCAUCACUUUCCUUUGCCUUGCACACCUCAGUGGUUGUGUUCCAGAUGCACUCUUCAAAAGAGAUCUCUCACUGUUUACUUGGGACUGUUGGCUGAAAACAGAAUCCAAGCUUUGUAGGAACAGUCAAUACCCUGGGCCAUCAAAGCUUUUAGAUGACUUGUGCUGAGUAACAAGUCCAUGGUCUUGUCCAUGCAUUAACUACAGCAACACAAGCUUCUUUAAACCAAAAAAGGACAUGUGCCAUUAUCAAGAGUUUGUUUGCAGUGUACAAUAUCUAGUGGCAAAGACUCUUUUACCCUGUUUGUUAACACUAUUGGUUGUUUGCCUUUUAUUUCUGUAAGAAUCUUUUCAAGAGGGAUAUGACAGCUGGUCACACUCCAUGGCAGGUCCCAGGACUGCUGCGUCCUGUUGCGUUCUGCUGGCAUCUGCAUUUUGCAGAGUAACCCCUUGGAACUCCACCUGAUACAAACUGAUAGACUGGAGUAGCCUUGAGAGGGACAGUAAGAGUAACUUUGCCUUGCUGCUGAUAGUGCCUAAAGCAUGAUGAAACUGAUAGAUGAGGUGAGCGUGCCUUGAGUUUUGCCAUGAGUUCUGCAGUAUGAAUGGGAGAGAAAUUGGUUACAAGGAGGAAUUGUAACAUUUAAUAUUUUCCUUCUUGUCAGUAGCAGAGAGCUGCUACAAAGGAAUUGGGUCUUUCCCACAGACAUGUUUUUAAUUAAGUCAUCCUCCACUUUUCUGUCCAGAUGAGACUGCCUAACUUCAGAGUGAAAGACACUCUCAGCUAGCUGACAUGAACUCUUUUCACUGACUUCGAGAUGACUCCCAGCUCAGAACGUUCUGACUAGGUGGGCAGAGUGAAUGAAUCCUAUGUGUGCAGCUGCUCCACUGGUUCUGGCUGAUCUUUAGGGUAGCCUGCAAUUACAGGGGCCUAACCUGCCAGUGAAAACCCUCUACAGCUGAACUGCUGGGUGGUGGGAUGUGGAUCUGUUUGGCAAUUGAGCUUGGGAGGAGACCCCAGGGUCUGCCUGAGGUUGUGCUUACAAAAUCCAUGACACUAAAGCCCAGUGUAGUGUAACUGUUGGGCACCGUGUGGUGUCAGCACACGCCCUGCCCCUGCACUACACACUCCACAUGAGCCAGGCAGGAGAGGGUGAGUGCAUCCACACCUCCUUGUGCAAGGAGCACUAAGGUCUUUGUGAACUGGGGACACGGCAGAAGAGUCCCUGCUGGAGCACCAUAGUUCUGGUGAGGAGUAUCUUCUUAUAAUGAGGCUACAGGUAACUUCUUAGUGCAAGAGGCUGUGAGCUGCUGUUGGCGCGUUGCAACUACACUGCUUGGUAUGCAGUCUCUUCUGAGGAGUGGCACUAAGCAGUAAACAAUGUUCAGGCUGGCAUAAAGCUCCAACUACUCCAGGUACCAAGUGCAGGAAGAAGUCUUGAAGAAUUUCUGCAUGACAGCAAGUGAAAGUACUUAGUGCAGGACAGUUGUUCUUAAUGCAGGCUAAUCCAAGACUUUGGAUUCCUUAAGGUGCACAGGCAGCAAAUGGCUCUUGGCCCAUCUGUGAUGACACUGCCAGGAAGUGGGCUGAAGGCUGCUCUGCUCCUGACAGCAGCUGUGCUGUGUGUUGAACAGGAACCUUCCAUGUGCUCUAGCAAAGUGUUUACUGUGCCUCCCUUGUGUCCCUACAGUUCAGGGCAGGGAAGAAAUGUGGCCUUAUAUGAAAGACACCUGCAUCUGAAAUAGUGAUGGGAUGCUGGUACGGGGCAGUUAUUUUUGCCUGGUUGCCUUUUGGUAACAUGUCCUAAGUUUUAUGCUUACAGAAAGUUGUAUCCAUAAAAGAGCAGCACUUCCCCCUUGUGUGAAAAACUGUUAAAUGGGGAGAGUGUCUUUGUUUCAUGACACAUAAGUGGGUAAGAUCUCGAUUUCACUUCAAUAUUAAGAAAAAAAAAGCACACUACAGUUGUGUCAGGCAAUUAAAUUGUGACUGAUGCCCACUGAGUCUCUCCUAAUGUGGUCUGCAGUCGUUGGACACGUUUACAAGAGAUGCAGAGAUCAGAAUAAGCACAAGAAUGCAGUGGGUGAAGGGCCUGAAUAAGCACAUCACUUCUGAAAUCAGCUGAGAGCAAUGAACUGGGAUAACAGAAACAGCCAGACUCAAAAGAUUUUCCCCAGCACCUAAGCUGGUGUAUUAAAGGGAUGUCUCCUGGUCCAGAGCACACAAAGCUCAUCCUGUGUGCUGCAACCAGCACACUGUAGUCAGAUCUGCACCCAGCUCAAUGGCACUAAGCAGUACAACCUCCUCCCACUCAUCUCUAGCCCAUUACCUCAAGACUCUGAUUACUUCUCCUGCCCUGCUAGCAUUAACACUUCACUCCCUGUGUUGUCAUGUUUGAAAAGCUAAGGUUAUACACUCCAAGUGCCAUCAGAAAGGAUGGUAGGUAGGGAAGAGGAUGUAAAGAUUUGGAGAGAUCAUCUUUUGUUUCUCAACUAAAAUCUCCUUUUCUAAGAAGGGCCAGGAUGUUGACAGGUAAGGGGUGAACAAUCCUGUCUGUGAAGCACAGGAUCACUGGAGUUUUUUGGGUUGAUUUUUGUUGUUGUUAGGCAGUAAAUAAUUUUAACAGUUUAAUAAAUAUUUCUGAAAACCAA
This is a messenger RNA of Pogoniulus pusillus (Red-fronted tinkerbird), 4199 nucleotides long. It is a transcript of the gene RILPL1, whose product is annotated as Rab interacting lysosomal protein like 1. Gene Ontology annotation, cellular component: cytoplasm; ciliary basal body. NCBI's taxonomy places the organism in Eukaryota, Metazoa, Chordata, Aves, Piciformes, Lybiidae. Bases 274 to 1470 code for a protein of 398 amino acids. Gene Ontology annotation, molecular function: small GTPase binding; dynein light intermediate chain binding; protein dimerization activity. Gene Ontology annotation, biological process: cilium assembly. The transcript has 7 exons. The record is from RefSeq and is a predicted model, not a curated record.